Colletotrichum truncatum is the source of this 2205-nucleotide messenger RNA. Its product is annotated as U3 small nucleolar ribonucleoprotein MPP10. Lineage: Eukaryota; Fungi; Ascomycota; Sordariomycetes; Glomerellales; Glomerellaceae. The record is from RefSeq and is a predicted model, not a curated record. Gene Ontology annotation, cellular component: nucleus; sno(s)RNA-containing ribonucleoprotein complex; Mpp10 complex. Gene Ontology annotation, biological process: rRNA processing.
AUGGCGGCCGGCAGCACGUCUUCCUCCCUUACGUCGCAGACCUCCAACACGCUCACCUUCGCGCCCGGAAUGGCCGCGCACCUCCCGAACAUGUCCGGCGCCAGCACCGCUGAAGUGCGCGCCCUCUUUGACAACCUGGGCCCUGCGAACCGUCACGCCUUCCUGCAGCCGCCGCCCGCGAUUCCCUCUGCCUCGCUGCAGGUUGUCAAGGAUACGCUGGACGCCUUUGCGGGCCAGAUCAGCGAUGAGCAGCUCCGCCUGCUAAAGGAGGCAACCAAGAAGCGCAAGCGAGCCGACGCAGGCGAGAGGGCAGAUGUGCUCAAGAUCCGCAAAGUGCACGUUGACGGGUUCGAGACGACCCAGGUCUGGCAGCAGGCACGCCGUAUUAUCCAGAGCGCUUUGAAGCAUUCUCAGGAAACUCUGCAGGAGCUCGAGGACCGGAACGAGAUUGUCACGAACGGCGUUGCCGGUGAAGAUAGCCUUGCAGAGUCCGAUGAGGAAGGAUCUGAAGAUGACGACGAAGAGGAGGGCUCCGACGAUGAGGAAGAGCUCUCUGGUUCCGAUCUGGAGGGCCUGGAAGACGAUGACGACGAGGAAGACCUGGAGGAAGGGUCCGACGUCGAGGGUCUGACUGGGGACCUAGAAGAUAUGGAGGAUGACGAGGAACAAGAGGAGGAAGACGAUGACGACGACGUAUCAGAGACAUAUGUUGAGGACCCUAACGGUCUCAACGACGGAUUCUUCUCGAUCGACGACUUCAACAAGCAGACACAAUGGUUCGAAGAGCAAGAUGCCCGGGGAGACCCCAACACCGACGUCGCCAGCGACGAAGAGGAAAUCGACUGGACGGCCGACCCGCUAGCCGCGUCAAGCAAGUCAAAACCUAAGAAAAAGGCGGACGAAAUGGAAGAAGAUGUUGAAGAAGAGGAGGACGAUGACGAGGACGACGGGCCUACGUUCGGUGACAUGGAUCUUAACGCUCCCGAGGGCGCCAGCGACGACGAGGACAUGGAUGAUGCCGCUGGCGAAGAGGAGGAGUUCAACGCGAACGGCAUUUACUUCAAGGACUACUUUGCACCACCACCGAAGAAGGGCUCCAAGGACAAGAAGAAGAAGUCGGUCCGCUUCGCCCCCAAGAAGGUCACCGAAGAGGACGUGGAGCGCGCCAUGGAGGACGUCAAGAGAGACCUCUUCGACGACGAGUCGGACCACGGAGACGAUUCCGAAGACGCCCUGUCCGACGUCUCCGCUGGCGACCCGCGGUCCCGCAGAUCAGCCCACGAGAGACGCCAGGCGAAGCUUGCCGAGGAGAUCCGCAAACUCGAAGCAGAGUCGGUUGCCAAGCGUUCGUGGACACUGACAGGUGAGGCCUCGGCCGUCGAGCGACCUGUCAACUCCCUUCUGGAGGAGGACCUCGCAUUCGAGCACCUUGGAAAGCCCGUGCCCGUCAUCACGGCCGAGGUGAGCGAGGGCAUCGAGGACCUCAUCAAGCGCCGCAUCAUCGCGCAGGACUUUGACGAGGUCCUCCGUCGCAGACCCGGCGCCGAUCUUCCCGAGAACACGCGCCGCGGGCUCAUCGAGCUUGACGACUCCAAGUCUGGCAAGGGCCUGGCGGAGAUCUACGAGGAGGAGCAUCUCAAGAACACCGACCCCGACGGCUACGUCAGCAAGUCGGACGAGAAGCUGCAGCGCGAGGAGAAGGAGAUUGAGCAGAUGUGGAAGGACCUCAGCGCGCGUCUCGACUCGCUCAGCAGCUGGCACUACAAGCCCAAGCCGGCGGCGCCGUCGCUCACUGUUGUCUCGGACGCGGCGACGAUCAGCAUGGAGGAUGCCCAGCCCACGACGGCGCAGGGCGUCAGCGGCGGCCAGAGCAUGAUUGCACCUCAAGAAGUCUACAAGGCCGGCAAGGACACGGCGGAGAAGGGCGAGGUGGUGGCCAAGAACGGCCUGCCGGUGGCCAAGCAGGAGAUGAGCCGCGAGGACAAGCUGCGUCGGCGCAGGAGGGAGAAGGAGCGUAUCCGCAAGGCGGGCGGCACGGACGCCAAGAAGCCGCUGGGCAAGAAGGCACAGAUGCAGAAGGAUACGCUCGCGGACCUCAAGAAGGGCGGCGUCAAGGUCAUCAACCGCAAGGGUGAGGUUGUAGACGUGGACGGCAACAAGGCCAAGGCGGAGGCCAAGGCGACGAGCAGUAGCUUCAAGCUGUAG